AUGGGUUCUCAUUCAUGGCUUCCUAUGUUCAUAGUUGCUACAACUCUCGCCGCAAUUUGCAGAACAGCUGAGUCAGCAUAUGAAGCUGAUAAGAUUGUGAAGCUGCCAGGGCAGCCACAGGUUAGCUUCCAGCAGUAUGCAGGCUAUGUCGCUGUUGAUGAAAACCAGCAGAGGGAACUUUUCUAUUACUUUGUCGAAGCUGCGACCAACUCCAGUUCCAAGCCUCUUGUUUUGUGGCUCAAUGGAGGACCUGGGUGCUCUUCAGUUGGAGCUGGAGCUUUCUCCGAACACGGUCCUUUUCAGCCAAAUGCAGCAGGGGCUCUGGUCAAUAAUGAAUACAGUUGGAACAAAGAAGCAAACAUGCUGUACUUGGAAUCCCCAGCAGGAGUUGGCUUCUCGUAUUCUGCCAACAGCUCUUUCUACAAGAUGGUUAAUGACUCCAUAACAGCAAAAGACAACUUGGCCUUCCUGCAAAAAUGGCUAGUCAAGUUUCCGGAAUACAACACCAGAGAUCUUUUCAUCGCUGGAGAAAGCUAUGCUGGACACUACGUCCCGCAGCUAGCCCAGCUAAUUGUGGAGUCAGGAUCAAAUGUCAACUUGAAAGGCAUAGCUAUAGGGAACCCAUUGUUGGAGUUCAACACAGAUUUCAACGGGAAAGGAAGUUACUACUGGUCUCACAGCUUGAUAUCGGACCAUACUUAUCACCUUGUAAAAACAAUGUGCAACUUCUCCCAGAUCACGAGAGAAAGCUUGCUGCGGCCGAGCAACUUGUCCAAGCCGUGUGAAUUCGUUGCAACUCAAAUAAGAUCAGAAUCGCCCAGUAAAAACUUCGAUAGCUAUGAUGUCACUUCUGAUGUCUGUUUGUCAGAUGGUGAAUCACAGUUGGGUUCCCAAAAACAGCACUCAUUAGCUUCUAGCUUCCAUCCCAUUUCGUCCCUUAAAUCCAAACAAAGUGCUCCCAGAAAGCAGGAAGCUGGCGGGCAGUCGAUAGACCUUUGUGUACAAGAUGAGACAUCUACGUAUUUGAACAGGAAAGAUGUACAAGAAGCUAUGCAUGCCAAGCUUGUUGGCGUCACCAGCUGGGGUUUCUGCAGCGAUGUGGUGAACUAUGACCACAGAAAUCUGGAGAUUCCAACAAUUGGGGUGGUGGGUUCAUUGCUGGGUUCAGGGAUUCGAGUACUAGUCUACAGUGGGGAUCAAGAUUCGGUUUUGCCAUUCAUUGGAACGAGGAUUCUGGUGAAUCGUUUGGCAACAGGGAUGGGGUUGAAUACAACCGUGCCAUACAAGGCAUGGUUUGAUUUUGACAAACAGGUGGGUGGAUGGACCCAAGUUUAUGGGAAGAACAAUAAGUUGUCAUUUGCAACCAUCAGAGGAGCCUCCCACAUGGCUCCAUUCUCCUCUCCCAAGAGGUCACUCGCGUUAUUUGCAGCAUUUGUUGCUGGGAGACCAUUGACAGCUUGA
Linum trigynum is the source of this 1461-nucleotide messenger RNA. Lineage: Eukaryota; Viridiplantae; Streptophyta; Magnoliopsida; Malpighiales; Linaceae. The record is from the annotation of a GenBank genome assembly.